This is a messenger RNA of Radiomyces spectabilis, 705 nucleotides long. RefSeq lists its product as uncharacterized. The transcript is spliced from 4 exons. Gene Ontology annotation, biological process: protein transport to vacuole involved in ubiquitin-dependent protein catabolic process via the multivesicular body sorting pathway; protein targeting to vacuole. NCBI's taxonomy places the organism in Eukaryota, Fungi, Mucoromycota, Mucoromycetes, Mucorales, Radiomycetaceae. Bases 1 to 705 code for a protein of 234 amino acids. The record is from RefSeq and is a predicted model, not a curated record. Gene Ontology annotation, cellular component: ESCRT-0 complex. Gene Ontology annotation, molecular function: metal ion binding; ubiquitin binding; phosphatidylinositol-3-phosphate binding.
AUGGAUGCUUACUCUAUGCUCCAGAAUAAAGUCCCAACUCAAUUAACACUGGGUCCUUCCAGUCGAUCCAAUUCCAAUCCGGACGAUCCGCUUUUAACUCCUGUUUCCGAAGUGAUCAGUCCUGAUGCCAUGCCUUCACCAAGUACUCACAGCUUUAUUACCAACGAAAUUACAGGUCCUCCCUCCAGAGGUCACUGGAAGCCUGAUGCCGAAGCUACUCGUUGCGACUUUCCGUCUUGUCAGAUAACAUUUGGAUUAUUAAAUCGACGGCAUCAUUGUCGAAAAUGUGGCAAUAUCUUUUGCUCAGCACAUUGUUCCAACUAUUUCCGAUUAGAUCAAUUUUCCCAAUUUCAUCCCCAUGGUAAUAUCUCGAGAGGUUGCGACAACUGCGCCAACAGCUAUCGGCAGUGGAAGGCGAAUCUGAAACAGAUGGAGAUGAUGAAAUUGCAAACCAAGGCGCCAGCGGCAAAACCGUCACCUGGAGACUCGGUCAAGACGAAUACAUUGGAUAGACAUGCUGGUAUCAUGACCUUGCGUCCACAUGCCAUGGAAGGGGUGACGGAACUUGGCAGAGAUGACAUUGUACAAGAAUCUAAUGGACCCCAAUACAAUGGCAUCGCUAUCAAACAUAACAAGGCAAAGGAUCAAGGUGCCUUUAAUCCAAUCUCAUCCGUGCCUGCAGAUUGGCAAUGGUCUACUUUUUGA